CCCUCCUCACAGAGAGAGAGAGAGAGAGAAGGAGGGGCGAUGAUUGACGUGCAGCCUUUCCCGCGGCAGCGCGCUGUUGCUGCCGCUGCUGUUUCAAACGCGCGCGUGCACAUCCUGCCGCGAGCUGUUGCCUCUCGCGCUGUCUCGUGCCCUUCUCCAGUCGCUGACUGUUGGCUUCGCUUUGCUUCACCUACUGCUCCUUCUGCCGCCUGCGGUGCUUACGGAUAACUGCUAAAAUGACUACUGUAUAAAUGCCAUAGAAUAAAUGGCGUCCAAAGUAACAGAUGCUAUAGUCUGGUACCAGAAAAAGAUUGGGGCAUAUGACCAGCAAAUAUGGGAAAAAUCUGUCGAACAAAGAGAAAUCAAGUUCCAGUUUACUUUUCCUCCUUUUUCAUCCUGUCAUUGUUUUGAACAGUUUAUUAAAUUGGGUUUGAGAAACAAGCCAAAGAAAACUGGACAUGUAAAGCCAGAUCUCAUAGAUGUCGAUCUUGUACGAGGCUCUGCGUUUGCUAAAGCAAAACCAGAAAGUCCCUGGACCUCUCUGACUAGAAAAGGAAUUGUGAGAGUUGUUUUCUUCCCAUUCUUCUUCAGGUGGUGGCUACAAGUAACAUCAAAGGUUAUUUUCUUCUGGCUCCUUGUCCUUUAUCUUCUUCAAGUUGCUGCAGUAGUAUUGUUCUAUACAAUAGAAGGCACACAUAAUAUACCUCUGACUGAAGUAAUAGGUCCUGUAUGGCUCAUGUUGCUCCUUGGAACUGUGCAUUGUCAGAUUGUUUCAACGAGAACACCUAAACCACUUCCAAGCACAGGAGGAAGAAGGCGAAGGAAAUUAAGGAAAGCAGCACAUUUGGAAGUACAUAGGGAAGGAGAUGGCUCUAGUACCACAGAUAACACACAGGAAGGAACAGUGCAAAGCUACGGUACAAGCACCUCUUACAGUAUUGGCGCUGUCUUCAGAGAUAUCUGGCAUGCCGCUUUCUUUUUAUCAGGAGCAAAGAAAGCAAAGAAUUCAAUAGAUAAGUCAACAGAGACUGACAAUGGAUAUGUCUCACUUGAUGGAAAAAAGACAGGUAAAAGCAGUGAAGAUGUUUUACAGUCCCAUGAGCCACACUGUGAAGUUAUGAGAUCAGAAGAGACAUGCUGGAGUACAGGAGCAGUCAGAAAUUCAUUCAGUAAUACAAAUCAUCACAAAUUGUCCACCAAUUUGUGGAGCACCCCACCUUUGGACCACCAGGAGGAUAAUCACAGAACAGUGACAAAUGUGUCUGAUGAAGUUUCAAGUGAGGAGGGGCCAGAAAUGGGAUAUCCCUUGCGCCGCAAUGCAGAACGUGCUUUCAGUGAUGGUGCAUUUCGGAACAGGAAAUCCCACCAUUAUAAGAAACAUUUUCCUGUAGAGGAUGUCCCUAAAUCAGGUACUAGUUGUAGUUCGCGAUGUUCAAGUUCCAGACAAGAUUCUGAGAGCACAAGGCCGGAGUCUGAGACAGAAGAUGUGUUGUGGGAGGAUCUUUUGCAUUGUGCAGAAUGCCGCUCAUCCUGCACCAGUGAAACGGAUGUGGAGAACUCUCAAGUUAAUACGAAGAAAGAGUAUAGAGAUGAUCCAUUUCAUCAGAGUCACUUGCCCUGGUUCUAUAGUUCUAACCCUGGGUUAGAAAAAGUAAGUGCAAUUGUUUGGGAAGGUAAUGAGUGCAAAAAGGCUGAUAUGUCAGUGCUUGAGAUCAGUGGCAUGAUAAUGAACAGGGUGAACAGCUACAUACCAGGAAUAGGAUAUCAGAUUUUUGGAAAUGUUGUCUCUUUAAUCCUGGGCUUAACACCAUUUGUAUUUCGGCUUUCCCAAGCUAAGGAUCUGGAGCACUUAACUACACAUUCUGCUACUGAACUUUAUACUAUUGCAUUUGGGUCAAAUGGAAACAUUAUGGUUCUUUCCAUGGUUAUAGUAUGCUUCAUAGUUCGUGUUUCCCUAGUAUGGAUUUUCUUCUUUCUAUUAUGUGUGGCUGAGAGAACCUACAAACAGAGGCUACUUUUUGCCAAACUCUUUGGCCAUCUAACAUCUGCAAGGAGGGCAAGAAAGUCAGAAGUUCCUCAUUUCCGGCUAAAGAAGGUGCAGAAUAUUAAAAUGUGGCUUUCCCUCCGCUCCUAUAUAAAGCGUCGAGGUCCUCAACGGUCAGUUGAUGUAAUAGUCUCAUCUGCCUUUUUGUUGACUAUUUCAGUUGUAUUUAUCUGCUGUGCACAGCUACUCCAUGUACAUGAGAUCUUCCUUGAUUGCCAUUACAAUUGGGAACUAGUGAUAUGGUGCAUUUCAUUAACUCUCUUUCUUUUAAGAUUUGUUACACUUGGAUCUGAAACAAGUAAAAAAUACAGCAAUACCUCAAUAUUACUUACUGAACAGAUAAAUUUGUACUUGAAAAUGGAAAAGAAGCCGAACAAGAAAGAAGAACUGACAUUAGUGAACAAUGUUUUGAAGCUUGCUACAAAAUUACUGAAGGAGCUGGACAGUCCUUUCAGGUUAUAUGGAUUGACAAUGAAUCCUCUGCUUUAUAACAUCACCCAAGUAGUCAUUCUGUCUGCUGUUUCUGGUGUUAUCAGUGACUUGCUUGGAUUUAAUCUGAAGCUCUGGAAGAUCAAAUCCUGACACUUUUCAGAAAAGGAAACUGGGCACAAUCUUCUGGAGAAGAGAACUGAUUGACUAAGCUACUUCAAAGCAGUCACUGAUUCUAUAUUUCAGAUGUUGCAGUCUCUUCAAGGAUUAUCAUUUGAAAAAUUGAAGUGUUUACAUCUGACUGUCUUGUGCAAUCAUAUUUAUUUUAUCUUUUCACUUUUUGUAAACUUUAUUUUACCUGACAUAUUUUAUUUUGAAACAUUAAUAGUUUUUGUUAUUGAAAGGGUCAAAAAUGGAUAUUCAGAUACUUGAGAUCCUGGUAAUUGGUCACACUAAAUUAUUCAAAUAUGCUUCAUCUGUUGUGAGAGAUGAAGCCCUAAUGCUAGGCUUUUGUACUUCAGAAUUUCUUGUUACAUCAAUGUCAUGCUGAAGUCACUUUAUUGAACAUGUACUAUAAAAUGUUUAAAACAUUUUAUGUCGUACCUUCCUUUCAGGGGUAGUAUCAGAGCACCAGCAUAUUGUUGGUUACAGUAGAAAGUGACAUUUACUGUAAUUACAAUGGAGUAGACCAGGUAACUACAUUUUUAUAUCAAUAUAUAUAUAAAUGCUAGAGCCAGCAAGUUUCUUACUGAAGUGAUUCCAGGACCCUAACCAUAUUGAACUGAAGUUUUAAGCAUUAUUGAAUAUUAAUAAGGUGUUACAUAGCAGAUCAACAAGUGCUCUUUGAUAACAUUUUUAUUAGAGCAAUAACUGUAAACUGUUACAUGCUGUAAAAUAUUUUGAUAAAGAUUAGCUAUAGUAUUUAUUUGAGACCCUGGGCUGUUUGCACAGCUCUGACUGUGCUGCUCAGUAUGUGCACUUUUAUUGUUACUUUUAAUAAUGAUCUUUAUAUAUACUAAAUAGACAAUAUUAUGGUGGACUAUGGUGCAAUAGUAUUACCUUUGAAAGGUUGAUAUAUUAUGUAUGAAGAUAAAUGCUCUCCCAUAGUGCACUGUAGUAUAUGUAACUUAUACCACACACAGAAUAUAAAAAAAUCGAUAUUAUAACUUGUAUAAAAUUAUAAGACAUGCAGCUUUUGAAAUUCCAAUUUUCAAAAUUCAAUCCUAAUUCUGUUUAGAAGUAAGCACUGAUUAUUUCCGUUAAACUUUCUUAAAUUGCUAACUUGGCUACAAUUCUAUCCACACGUGCUUUGGAGCAAGUCCCAUUGAACUUAUUGGGCUUAUUUCAGAAUAAACAUACAUAGAAUCGGUCUGUUACACAAUGCCCUGGCUUAGCUUUCUGUUUACUCAGAAGUCCUACGAUUUGCUGGGGCUUAAGUGUGAAUAAGACUGCAGCCUCUAGUGAUUUCAAUGGAAUGCUUUUAGGACUGAUGCAGAUCGUGGCCAUGUUGCAUCUGUUUUUAUUUAAUUUCCAAAAGGCUAAGGCUGCAAUUCUGUACAUACUUCCCUGGGAGUCCCAUUGAAGUCACUUAGUUCUGAAUAGAUAUGUAUAGGUUUGCGCAGUACAGAUAACAUUAGCCAAUACUGUCUUUAGCAACAAAUAAUUAAUUUUAUGUUACACAGUGAAGUACCCAGUUUGAACACUGGUGACUGUAACCGAGUCAACUUUAUCUAACAAUGUGCUACAUCAAAUGCAAACAGAAAUCUUGCUUUGUGCCUACUGAGACCUCUGGGAUUGUCCCAUUCACUUCAUUGGAGCAGUCAAUUUUACACGCACAAAUAUAUAUAUAUAUAUAUAUAUAUAUAUAUAUAUAUAUAUACAUCUAACAGCCUCUCCCUUGAGUCCAUGAAUUAACUCUCAUGCUCAGUGUAUGCACUGGAGCACACAUAGAGUUAUGGAUGACGUUAAGUGCAUCUGAAUAGAUAUAUAUUUUGGCUCUUGGAUUUUGCUAUUAGAUUGGUUCACUAUUUCAAGAGAGUCAAUUUAUUUCUUAAUAUAACCAAGAUGAACAUUCUUUAGAGCCCUCAAUAUGAGCUGCACAAUGAAAUUGUAAUUAAAAGCUUUAUGUUAAAAGGGACAGUAUUAUCAUGUUGAGCAGACAUAAAAUAUUCUGAACUUGAGAAUGUGUGCAUUAUGCUUAUUAUUCCAAUGUCAUAAUCUACUGGUCCAGAAACAACAGAAAAUGAUGGCUGAUCUGAAAAAAUAGUGAUAAUGGGGGGGAAACCAAAAUUCCAACCCCCUUUUCAGAAUUAUUGUAACAUAUACUUAUGUGGUAUAAGAUAUUUUAUAUAUAAAGCAAACAAAACAUUUUAUAUUUCAUUUGUUGCUGUACUAAUGUUUAAUAAUAAUAAUAAUGACCAAAGUGCAUUGUUGUUGUUGGGUCCCCUCCUCCCCAAGGAAUGUAUUACUGGAGCUUUAAGAACAUGCUGUGUCUAGUUUAUCAUGUAAAAAACUUUGGCUCUAUGAUCUGCUGUUCCUCUAUGUUGUCUGAUGUUGGGAUUGUUGUUUAGGAACUGUCUAUUUUAUAUAUUUUCCCCAAAUACGGUACAGACCUACACAGAACUCAAUUUUGCACAGAAUAUAUUUUAAGAAAAAAAAGGAUGGUAUGAUUUGUGUACGGAUAAAAAUUACUCUGUUUUCACAGCCUGCAACUCCUUUUACUUUUCUUUUUUAAAAGACCAAGUUAUUUUGAGAAUUAAAAUAUUAAUUAAAUGUUGACUAUCAUCUUGUUAAAAGCAGCAGCUUGAGUUCAAAGUAAUUUGAUUGUAACUAUACCUCAGCACCUAGCAAUAUGUGGAUUGUUGCACUAAUUAUGGCAGCAUGGGGAAACUUAAAAAUGAGGACUUGCAAAUAUGAAAGUACCUCACAAAAUAAAAACAAGAAUGUUUUAAAUGGUUGCCAUUUUGUCUAUCAGUCAAACAGGUGAAACCCUAAGCAUGUUUUACAUCCCUUAUUUGGAAAAAUAGAGGUAAGCAAAAAAGUGGCAGAUCUUGUCUGUUAAAUGUUUUUGACACAUGUUUGUAAUAGACAGCAUGAUCAGGCUUGGAAUAAAACAUUCUGUGGCUGAUGGUAUAAAGCAAAGCAUUGAAUUGUGU
Molecule: messenger RNA, 5628 nt
Organism: Rhineura floridana
Lineage: Eukaryota; Metazoa; Chordata; Lepidosauria; Squamata; Rhineuridae
Gene: PHTF2
Product: putative homeodomain transcription factor 2
Exons: 20
Coding region: 266-2626 (786 amino acids)
Cellular component (GO): endoplasmic reticulum
Source: RefSeq, a predicted model, not a curated record